This is a messenger RNA of Grus americana (Whooping crane), 1336 nucleotides long. RefSeq lists its product as uncharacterized. The transcript has 10 exons. The record is from RefSeq and is a predicted model, not a curated record. Lineage: Eukaryota; Metazoa; Chordata; Aves; Gruiformes; Gruidae. The coding region runs from base 215 to 1336 and encodes 373 amino acids.
UAUACCGGCUAGCAACUGCCUUCGUCCGUUCAGCAAGCCCGGAGAAGGUAGCAGCUCCUUCCUUGUUUCCAAAAAGGUCUGAAGGUCCAGGUUUGGAAAGAGAACUACUGCUUUCAGGACACGAUUACAAGUUGCCUGAAUGUUGAGAGCUCUAACUUUUUCGUGUAUGUUCUGCCAGCAGUAGGAGAGUGGAGGAGAAGCCUGAAAGCUGGAAAUGGCCGCAGCUGGGAAUGACCGCUCUUUCCAUGUUUGUUCCCCCUACGCACAGCAGAAGUACAGCAACAUCUCCUGUUUCUGGGAAAAACAACCAUCAGGCUGCUUGAGGAUCAGUUGCGCCUUCCAUCACAGCAAACCUCGCAGCAUAAAUGGACUUUUUUUGCCGCCGAGUAACAAUGCCCCAUUGCAACAAGGUGUCCAAGAAGGGAUUCCGCACCCAGCCCAUGGUCAAGAGUCACUCAGAAAUCAAAAGAAUAUUUUACGACCAAUUCACCCUCCACUGACUAUACACCUCAACGAUGAAGACGACGAUGAGGACGAUGAUGAAGAGGAGGAGAACGGUGCUCCUGACUGGGUGCCUCAGACUGCUGCAGACCUUGAAGAGGAAAGAGCAAUAAAGGAAAUAUGCUAUCAAUCUGGAGAGUAUUACGGGAUUCAGUACCCUCAGGAACACCAAUCAACAAAAACUGUGUCUUCACCUCGGGAAAACGAGCUACUACCCUGGGAAGCUACCGAGCGAGACUUGCAGGCAGGCGACGGUGAUACAGUUCCUACAACAUUUAAGAAUGCAAAAGGAGAAGGAGAGAGCUCAGGAACGACAGUACCAGCAGAGACCAUUCCCAGAACAGAUCGUGGAUCCUUUGAAAACGGAGGAACCAAUCGCAUGGAGCGGGUAAAGAACUAUCCCGGUAAAGAAGCAAAGGAGAAGCAAUGGAUUUCCGAGGAAGAAAGCAAGUCCCAUAACACAGGAACAGGAAAAGGAAUUCACACUCCAGACCCCAAAGCAAAACCACGUCGCCAACAAAGGGGUCAAAGUAAGGACGAUGAAGCUGCUUCUGCUAUUCCUCCAGUGAGAGAAACUGGAAGAGACACUUAUUUCAGUUCUUCAGAACCUCGAAGAUCAGCAUAUGUAGUCUACCGUACUGCCACCGUCACCCAAGAACCAAAGUGCAAUGGACCGACAGACAAAUAUACUUCAGGCUCUUACAAUGCACCAACUUGGAGGAAAAGAAAUCCACACCCUAAAACGUUCUCAAAGUCUAAAACAACCAGUCAGAGCCAAGAAGACAGGGAAGUGAACAGGAAAGGAGAGCGAUACAUAGACAGGAGAAAGAGAUGA